Molecule: messenger RNA, 3029 nt
Organism: Ascoidea rubescens DSM 1968
Lineage: Eukaryota; Fungi; Ascomycota; Saccharomycetes; Ascoideales; Ascoideaceae
Exons: 1
Coding region: 81-2819 (912 amino acids)
Source: RefSeq, a predicted model, not a curated record
UAGGUUUCUGACUGCAUGUGCCAUCGCUGCGGGUCUGGGGAGCACAGAUCAGAGAAGAGGCAGAAGAAGACACAGCAUUGAUGAGACGACAGUGGAGGAGUGCCAUGUCUGCUGAAGACGUAGACCACAAUCCCUGGGCUGUUGCUGGCGACGUAGGAGAAGCUGUCUUUGGUGUUGCUGCUGCCAGAGUUGCAUGGCCGGGAGAUGUCGAUUACAGUGGCCAUCUUGGAUGGGGUGAGCAAGAGCAGGAGCUGCAAGAGCUGGAUGAGCUGGAUGAGCUGGAUGAGCUGGAUGAGCUGGAUAAGCUGGGUGUGACGAAAGAGCUGACAGAAUUGAAAGAGAAUCGUCAGAUUUUGGACAGAGACUACUUUGGGACAGAUAAACAGAAGGUUCUUAUUAUUGAUGAUCCCAUUCACCACAAGGAUCAAAAGAAUGUGGAAGAACAGGAAGAUCACUCAGAUCACUCAAACCAUAAUGAUUAUCUUUCUGAUUCUGAUAAUAACGAAGACUUUGGGGAAUUUAUAUCAGAAAUUCCAAGUUUAUCUUACAUAUCAAAUUUAAAUCUACUGAUUGACAUCAAUAAAUUAAUGGGCAACAUAUUCAACGAAAAUUCUAAUCGAAUUGAUCAAAUCAAUAACCCAAAUCAAAUGACUGAUCCAAUUCAAUUACUAGACAAAGCUAAAAACUCAAGAAAAUUUUAUUAUUCCUUACUAAGACCAACAAAACAGUUUUUCACUACUAAAGAUAAUUCCUUCCCUAAUAAUAAUAAUAAUAAUAAACAUAAAAGAAGUGACUCGUUUAAUUUUUUAAAUUGGCAUCUGUCAAAUAUUUAUCAAAAUAUCAUCAAAAUUAUAUCAAUCUGGAAUUCAAAUGAUCUUAUAUUAAACAACAAUAUCAACACCAAUACUGAUGACAACUUUGAAAAUAAUAUAAAUCAAAAAGAAAUUCAAAAUUAUUCGAAAAUAUUUCAUUGGUCUUCUGAUCAUAGUAAUAUUAAUAAUAACAAACCUGAUAAUAAUAAUGAAAACUCACUUUUAAACUCAAUUUCUAAUCAAUUAACUAGCCAUGCUUCAAAAGCAUCUUUAAUCUUGCAAAAUAAAAGAAUCAAAAAUGAUUUACUCAAAAAUGCUUCUCAAAAUUCUCCCCAAAAUACGGCUCAAAGUAAUCAAAAAGAAAACAAUGAUAUUACCAAAAAUAAUGUAAAUACAGAUAGUGCUAACAAUACAGAUAACAAUGACAAUAAAGACAAUAUUAAUGAUACAAAAAAACCCAUCUUACUAAAUUUUAUUACUAAAACUUUUAAUUUCAACUCAAACUCAAACCAACUAUCAAACUCAAAAGCCAUAAAAAGAAAUUUCUUAUCAUCCAAGGAUUUUUUUAAAAACAAUCAAAAUAAUAAUAACAAUAAUGAUAAUAAUAAUAAUGAUAAAAAUAAUGAUAAUAACAAAGAUAAAAAUAAAAAUAAAAAAAUUGAUUCUACUGAAGAUGAUGAUGAUUUUUUCAAUUUUCAGUUCAAAUUAAACGAUCAAUCUCGCAAAUCAAAAAAAAAUAGUAACAAAAACAAUAAUAGUGAUGAUGAUGAAUAUGGUUUUAAUUAUUAUAGUGAUGAUGAUUAUGGUGACGAUGAUGAUGAUUUUGGUAAUUUUUCAAUGGGCGAAUAUGGUCAAUUAUCAAGCAAUAAUAACCACCCUAAUAACAAUCAUACUACUAAUAAUAAUGAUGAUAAUAAUCUGUUGUUUGAUUUUCCAAAUCACAUUGAUGAUACUAAAAGUGUAAAAAGCAUAAAAAGUAUAAAAAGUAUAAAAAGUAUAAAAAGCACAAAAAGCACAAAAAGCAUAAAAAGUGAUCAUUCUUCUAAAAAUAUUCAAAAAAUUAAUCCAAAUACUGAAAACAGUAAUGAAAACAACAAUGAAAAUACAGAUCAAAAUACAGAUCAAAAAAAUAAUGAAAACAGUAAUGAAAACAGUAACGAGAAUAGUAGCGAGAAUAGUAACGAAAAUAAAGAUAAAAAUAUGAAUGAAAAUAAGGAUAAAAAUAAAAAAACCAAUGGUUGGUUUUCAUUUUUUUCUAAACCUAAAUUAGAUAAUAUUAAAACCGAAAAUCAAAUUCAAUCAGAUAAAAUAGAAAUUAAAAAAAUUAAAGAAACACCCAAUUCAAUUUCAGAUAAUGUAACAAAUACCAAACAAAUCAAUUUUCAAAAUCAAAUUAAAACCCCAAAAACCCCAAACAACUCAAUUCCAGAAAAGAGUAAAUCAACACCUUCUGAAAAGAAAAUGGAAACAAAAAUUGUUGAUAAAGAAAAAGAUAAUACACCAAGGAAAAUAAAGACAAAAUUGAGUCAAAUACCUUCUCUUAAAACACCAAUCCAAUCACCAAAGAUUAUAGUUAACGAAUCUAAAAUAGAUAAAAUUAUAAAUGAUAUAGAGAGAAAAAGGCCAGGGGAUGAAAGAAAAAAAGGAAAUGAGUCAGAUGAUGACUGGGGAGACUUUGCAUCAAUUUCUCCAAGCUCUUUACCUACCAAAGAAGAAGAUUUUUCAAAAAGAUUUAUCAGCAUAGAUACUAAUGCAUUGAGUCCAAUUUCAUUGAGAUUUGAUAUUUCUCAUCACAAUGGAAACGAUAAAAAUGCAAAGCGAAAUGAAAGUGAAAGUGAAAAUGGAAGUGAUUCAAUGGGAGAAUUUCAAUCCUUUACUGUAUCCCCAUCAAGUUCAAAAAAAGAUAUUUCUAAUAAUAAUACUGGUAAUAGUAAUAUUUUUCAUAAUAGGACUAGUAAUUUAUCAAUGCAAUCAUUUGCAUUGGAACCUAAAAAAACAAUUAGAUAAUUUAUAGAUUUAUAGAUUUAUAAGGUUUUUUUCAGCUUUAAGUUUUUUAAGUUUUUUAAUUUUUUUAAUUUUUCAUUUCUUUUAUCAUUUGUUUUAUUGCUUAUUUCAUUUUUGGAUAUUUAAAUAAAUCUGAUUAAAGAUUUGGCCAUAUAAAAUUGGCUGUUAUUCAGUCGAUUAAAAAUUGAAAAAAGCGGUAUAUUAUAUAUUAAA